AUGGUCCAACAAGAUGCAUUUCAAAGGAUCCAGCAGAUACUAUUAUCACCCACUGUCAUGAAAUCCCCGGUGCAAGGACGAUCAUUGAUGCUUUACACGGCCUCUAGUGAUGUUGUUAUUGGGGCUCUUCUCACUCAAGAGGAUGAAGAAGGUGUCGAACAUCCAAUCUACUACUUUAGCCGUACAAUGAGAGAUGCUGAACUCCGAGUCAUACUUGUUGCUAAAGAUGAUCCUGUAAAAUUAUUACUGUCAAAACUAGCUUUGAUAGGCAGACCUGCAAAAUGGUUACUACAGAUGUCAGAGUUUGACAUAGCAUGUGUCUCACGCAAAACAAUCAAGGGCCAAGCAGUUGCAGACUUACUCGCCGCCUUUCCAGUGGAAGACAUCCCAAUGCUACAUGAAGAUGUGUCGGGUGAGCUUCCAGAAAUUUCAGUUAUUAAAGAGGAAACAUGGUUGUUAUACUUUGAUGGAUCAGCCACUCUUAGCAAUGAUACUGGUGGAGCGGCCGUCGUGUUAUUAUCCCCGUCCGGUGAAGUCUUCUCGCCUUCGUUCAAGUUAGAAUUUCACUACACCAACAAUUCAGCGGAAUAUGAGGCCUUCUUGCUGGGAUUAUCUUUGUCCAAGCAAGCAGGAGCGAUGCAAAUGGAGAUAAUAGGAGACUCAAAGUUGUUAGUCAAUCAGAUGAAUGGCGUGUACUCCCUUAAAGAAGUGACACUUGCUCUAUUCAGAGACAAAGCACAACGUCUAUUAUAUUAUUUUUCCGAGGCAACGAUCGUCCAUACCGGUCGUACAAACAACAAACAUGCUGACUGUUUAGCAACUCUUGCAUCCAAACUGCAAUUGAAGGGUCAAAGAAGUCCAUCACUGUACAAAGGCGUUCUGUGUCAUCAACCUGACUCACUUAAGUUGAAGAUGAUCAAACGAGCGACUGGCGAGCACCUAUCAUUCAUGAAUUGA
Messenger RNA from Papaver somniferum (opium poppy), 957 nucleotides. RefSeq lists its product as uncharacterized. The record is from RefSeq and is a predicted model, not a curated record. Gene Ontology annotation, molecular function: RNA-DNA hybrid ribonuclease activity; nucleic acid binding. Lineage: Eukaryota; Viridiplantae; Streptophyta; Magnoliopsida; Ranunculales; Papaveraceae. The coding region runs from base 1 to 957 and encodes 318 amino acids. The transcript is spliced from 2 exons.